This is a messenger RNA of Exophiala bonariae, 1311 nucleotides long. RefSeq lists its product as uncharacterized. Lineage: Eukaryota; Fungi; Ascomycota; Eurotiomycetes; Chaetothyriales; Herpotrichiellaceae. The transcript has a single exon. Bases 1 to 1311 code for a protein of 436 amino acids. The record is from RefSeq and is a predicted model, not a curated record. Gene Ontology annotation, molecular function: hydrolase activity.
AUGUCUUCCAAGCUCAGCCAUUCAUUCGGCAUCUCAUGGCGCAAAGCGCUGGUGUCACUGCCACGUCUAGUCCCAGAUGCCAUCCUCCACAUCACCUCACCCGAGGGACCACAACCCAUCGUCUUGGACGUCCCAUCUCGCGAGGCACACCUGAUCCCCGUCUAUGUCUUUGUCCCGCCAAAGAACAACCAACACCACCACCUGAUCUCCCCCGGUGCACAUCUGAAAGAGGCCCUUUCACACUCGCCGGACGAUCACCCGCCCGAGAAAUACCCCGUGCUGAUCGACUUCCACGGCGGCAGUUUCAUCCUCGGCAGCUGCCAGGAACAAACCCCUUUCUGCGCGCAGAUGUGCCGUGAACUCAACUGCGUAGUUAUCAGCGUCGACUAUCGCCUCGGGCCCUACGCAACCUACCCGGCCGCCAACCUCGACGCCGAAGAUGUCGUAUUUGCCGUCAUCGACGCCCAGAAACCGAGCUACCGCACACUCCGCGAAUCCAUCAACCGGCACAUGGACAAAGAAGGACGGCGACGCAUCGACCUCGACUCGGAGCGUAUCGCCUUCUCCGGCUUCUCGUCCGGUGGCAAUCUGGCGCUGAACCUCGCACUCGGCGUCAAAGACGACCCGACCAUCCACCGCGACUGGCUGAGCCCCGUGCCCUGGAGCCACAGCCGCGACAUCCCCGUGCUGCUCUUCUACCCGAGCCUCGACUGCCGACUGCUGCCGCACGAGCGACCGAGACCAGAGGGCCUCGAGGCCCCGAACGGCUUUGUCGAGCGCUGGCGCCUCGAGGCCGAGCUGAUGCCGACGUACCUCCCGGUCGCGAGGCGCGCGGAUCCACGAGCAAGUCCGGGGCUGACCGAUGUCAAGAACCCACCGCUGCUCGCGGACGGGAAAGUCGCAGGCGAGUACGGCCUACAUCCGAAAGCCAAGCUCUUCCUCGUGCUCCCGCAGUUCGACUCCCUGCACGAAUCGAGCGUCGUGUGGGUCGAGAAGGUCCGCGCCGAAGGCCGCGGCGGGGAUAUGAUCGUCGAGGACGUGAAGGGCGUCACGCAUGGCUGGACGCAGUUCCCCGACGGGUUUAUCUCGGACGAGCAUCGCAAGUUGAAGGUGAAGGUGUUCGAGAAGGCGAGGACGUUUCUGAGUGUUUGGUGGGAUCUCAAAGGGGAGAAGGAGAAGGAGAAGGCCGUGAUUAAGGAGGUCGAUGUCGAGGUGCUGGGGAAGGCGGGUGGUGAUGGAAAGGACGAAAAGCAUCCCGGGAAGGGCCUCGAUGUUCUGCUUGAGAGCCAGAGGCAUCCCGGUUCUGGCUAG